GCCGCUGUCCCUGUCUGUACCGCAGUGUCUGCUCCGCCCGCCAGCCCGCCCCGGCCCGGCUCGGCCCAGCCCGCCCUCUCCUCUCCCCUUCCCCUCUCCCCAGCCCCAAAAGCGGGGGCCUGGAGUCCAUACUGCCGCCGCCUUUUCCUUUUUCGCCGCCUCCAUUGCCGCUUUAGGAGACGGUCCGAGCCGGGAGUUCCGCCGCCACCGCCAGGAUGGACAGAAUGACAGAAGAUGCCCUUCGCCUGAAUCUGCUAAAGCGAAGCUUGGACCAGGCAGAUGAGCGUGAUGAUGUCCUGGCAAAGAGACUCAAGAUGGAAGGACAUGAGGCCAUGGAACGAUUAAAAAUGUUGGCACUACUCAAAAGGAAGGACCUGGCAGGCAUUGAGAUGCCUCAUGAGUUACCUACCAAACAGGAUGGUGGUGGUGGUGGUGGUGGCGGCAAGGGCUAUGAGGAGAAACUUAAUGGGAACCUGAGGCCGCAUGGGGAUAACAGGACUGCUGGACGGCCAGGCAAGGAGAACAUCAAUGAUGAGCCUGUGGACAUGAGUGCUAGGAGAAGUGAGCCAGACCGGGGACGGCUGACUCCCUCUCCUGACAUCAUUGUCCUUUCUGACAAUGAGGCCUCCAGUCCUCGAUCCAGUUCUCGAAUGGAAGAGAGACUGAAAGCAGCCAACUUGGAGAUGUUUAAGGGGAAAGGUAUUGAGGAGCGGCAGCAGCUUAUUAAGCAGCUAAGGGAUGAGCUACGUCUAGAGGAAGCCAGACUGGUACUGUUGAAGAAACUAAGGCAGAGUCAGCUACAAAAGGAGAAUGUGGUUCAGAAGACCCCAGUUGUGCAAAAUGCAGCAUCAAUUGUCCAGCCAUCUCCUGCCCAUGUAGGACAGCAGGGCCUGUCCAAGCUCCCUUCCAGGCCUGGUGCUCAGGGAGUGGAGCCCCAAAACCUGAGAACAUUGCAGGGUCACAGUGUCAUCCGCUCAGCCACCAACACAACCCUUCCACACAUGCUGAUGUCACAGCGAGUUAUUGCACCAAACCCUGCCCAACUGCAGGGCCAGCGAGGGCCACCUAAACCUGGCCUCGUACGCACCACCACACCCAACAUGAACCCCGCCAUCAAUUACCAGCCGCAGUCAAGUUCUUCUGUCCCUUGUCAGCGCACAACAUCUUCUGCCAUCUAUAUGAACCUUGCCUCUCAUAUCCAGCCGGGGACCGUUAACAGGGUGUCUUCACCACUCCCCAGCCCCAGCGCCAUGACUGAUGCAGCCAAUUCACAGGCAGCAGCUAAAUUGGCCCUUCGUAAGCAGCUGGAAAAGACACUGCUGGAGAUCCCACCCCCUAAGCCUCCUGCUCCUCUGCUCCACUUCCUGCCCAGUGCAGCCAACAGCGAGUUCAUCUACAUGGUGGGCUUGGAGGAGGUGGUACAGAGUGUCAUUGACAGCCAAGGCAAAGGUUGUGCCUCACUUCUUCGGGUGGAGCCCUUUGUAUGUGCUCAGUGCCGCACAGACUUUACCCCACACUGGAAGCAAGAGAAGAAUGGCAAGAUUCUGUGUGAACAGUGCAUGACCUCCAACCAGAAGAAGGCCCUAAAAGCUGAGCAUACUAACCGGUUGAAGAAUGCCUUUGUCAAAGCCCUACAGCAGGAACAGGAAAUUGAACAGCGACUACAGCAGCAGGCAGCCCUUUCCCCUACUACGGCUCCAGCUGUGUCCAGUGUCAGUAAGCAAGAGACCAUCAUGAGACAUCAUACGCUCCGGCAGGCUCCACAGCCCCAGAGCACUCUUCAGCGUGGCAUCCCUACAUCUGCCCGCUCCAUGCUUUCCAAUUUUGCACAGGCACCCCAGCUGUCUGUGGCAGGAGGCCUCCUUGGCAUGCCAGGUGUCAAUAUUGCUUACUUGAACACUGGCAUCGGGGGACACAAAGCACCCAGCCUGGCAGACCGACAGCGGGAGUACCUUUUAGACAUGAUCCCUCCCCGGUCUAUAUCGCAGUCCAUCAGUGGACAGAAAUAACGCCUAUUCCAUCUGCCCUGCCCCAACCCUGAACCCUCUGUUCCCUCCCUUUCUCCCUUUGCCCCCAACUUCCGUCGCAUGCAGUGCCUGUACUGGUGCCUACCAUACACGGAAAACAAAACAAAACAAAAAACAGAAGACAAAAAAAAAAGAAACCAACGAGAAAACACAUACUCAUGUCCUUCCCUGCCACCUCCCCUCUUUCACACUGCAGCGAUCUGUUCCUCUGCCGCUCUUUUCUUCUCUCUUCAGUUUUCUAUGAUAGUGAGAGGUGGAUCUGCACCCCACUAGAGGUCAGAGUGAGGUCCCAGGGAGAAUCUGUGCCCUCUGACAUAUGUUUUGAAGCUUGUUUUUAUGCUAUAAUUAUUAUUAUUUUUAAUGAUGUCUUGUGUCCUCCCUUUUUGUUCAAUGGACGGUUAAACUCUUUUCUUUCCCUUUUUUUUUUCUUUCUAUUUUGAACAAAGAUAUCCACUUGAGUGA
Messenger RNA from Gracilinanus agilis (Agile Gracile Mouse Opossum), 2489 nucleotides. RefSeq names its product GATA zinc finger domain containing 2B (gene GATAD2B). Gene Ontology annotation, biological process: negative regulation of transcription by RNA polymerase II. The transcript has 11 exons. The record is from RefSeq and is a predicted model, not a curated record. Gene Ontology annotation, cellular component: NuRD complex. NCBI's taxonomy places the organism in Eukaryota, Metazoa, Chordata, Mammalia, Didelphimorphia, Didelphidae. The coding region runs from base 216 to 2009 and encodes 597 amino acids. Gene Ontology annotation, molecular function: zinc ion binding; sequence-specific DNA binding.